This is a messenger RNA of Copidosoma floridanum, 4292 nucleotides long. RefSeq lists its product as uncharacterized. Gene Ontology annotation, biological process: regulation of DNA-templated transcription. The record is from RefSeq and is a predicted model, not a curated record. Gene Ontology annotation, cellular component: nucleus. Lineage: Eukaryota; Metazoa; Arthropoda; Insecta; Hymenoptera; Encyrtidae. Gene Ontology annotation, molecular function: zinc ion binding; DNA-binding transcription factor activity, RNA polymerase II-specific; RNA polymerase II cis-regulatory region sequence-specific DNA binding.
GAGAAGAGCGUAUCGAACGAAAUCAAACGAAGCUUAGUGGCCAAAGUAACGCGAGGGCGUAAGUAACGAGCGGACGCGUCCUGGCGCCGGAUGAAGAGGUUCAAGAUAGUACCGUAAACUAGUCGUUAGUAAGACAGUGGACAGAGCAGGAGAGGCGCGGGCGCGGCCUGUACUCUCUGAAAUCGACCGCACGUACUUAUGACACGCUCGUAACCGGGAAGGCACCAGACGCUCAAAGACGCGAGAAGAUGUCGUCGUCGCUUGAUUACUUGGAGCUCUGCAGGCUCUGUCUCGUCAAAGAGAACGUGGAGCUGCCCAUAUUCGAGGAUGACGGCGAGGCCCGGCAGAUAUACUUCAAGAUCAGCUCCUGCCUGCCGGUGAAGGUGGCACACGAUGACAAACUACCCAAAAAAAUAUGUGAUCAAUGUGGAUAUAAAGUAGAAUUAUUGUACCAGUUUUGGAACACAACAGUCAAUGCAGAAAAACAGCUUCUGCAGUGGCUCGGAGACGUUGGUGAGCUCGAGGAUAAGCAGGGUUAUAUAACCGAAGUCCUUGACUCCAAUGUGAUGAAACAAGAAAGAAGCGGUGAUAGUAGAUUAGAUGGUAGUGUUAUGCAAGUCGCCGAGUCAAGUAACAUAGACAUAAAUAUGAUAGACAAUAUGUCCAUCAUUACGAUGCCUGACGGGAGUGAACAGCAAUUUACCACAGUUCCUAUCGAAGGUAGUAGCACUGUACAAACAGUACAGGUAGUCGCAGGCUCCAGCACACAAGAACAAGCAAACGUAGCCGAGGAAGAGGAGGAAGAGGAUGAGGACAACUUUGAUGACGGAUGUGACAACGAUGAUGGGAUGACUGUAAAAGAAGAAGCUGAAGAUGAUCAGAAUGAAAGAUCUCUCGAGUCUACGUUUGUAAAUGUUUCUUUGCCUUGUGAUGAAGCUGGCCCCUCUGGACUCCAGCAGAAAAUCGCCAACGUGUCUGAAAUAACUUCGCAGACUGCAGAAGGCGACUCUAAACCUGGACAACCGUCAUCAGCGUCGACAAGCAAAAAAAUCUUCGUCAACCAGAAAAUCUUCGAGAGCAUCCAACGUCAGAAAAGUCCCUUCAAACCAGGAGUCGUUGUCAAAUACCUGCCGGUUUCGACGAGAAAGUCGUCCACGAGGAUUGCGAUUAAACGCAAGACCAAGCCCAAUGACCUGAAAACCGUGUACAUUUGCCAGCCGUGCAAAAUGGUGUUCCCAGACGAGCAGAACCUCGCCGAUCACGAGAAGAAAAUUCACAAAAAAUCCAUGACCAUCAUCAAAGAGGUAGGCACCUCGUCGCAACCAAAAAAACCAUCUCCUGCGAAAAAGCUCAACAACAAUCAACGCCAGCGAACCAUUACGAUCGAGGGCACCAUCAGAAAGAAGCAGCAGCAGCAACAACAAAGAGCCCAUACUACGAUAGUACCGCUGAUCGAGGGGUCGAGCUUUGACGGCUUUAAGAAGGACACAGAUGGCCAAUACUUGUGCAACAAUUGCGAUUUCCGGUCGGUCAUUCGCUCGGUCGUGAAAUCCCACGUGACGAACCAGCAUCCCCACAAGGUGAAGGCCAAGAGCGAGAUAGAUGAAAGCGACGUGGAGGACGAGUCGACUUGGCCGAUCGAGUCGAUCGAGGAGUUUGAUAACGUGGUGGAGGUGGAAAGCAACGAGGUCGAGUUGGUCAACACCCUCACGCAGAAGGAAAAGACGGCGGGUGUGAGGAUCUGUCCGUAUUGUCCGUACCGUUCGGCUAUCGGGUCGACCUACCACUCGCACAUCAAACGAAAACACCGGGAGGAGUGGCAAAAGUCCCUCCUAAAUAAGAGCCAGAGAAGCAGCAGCGGCGGCGGCGGCGGCAACGUCGUCGAGUUUGCCUGCAACAUUUGCCUCUACACGACCGUGCGCCGCCAAGACUUGGAGUCCCACAUGCUUCGCAAGCACGGCAUCAGGAUGAACAAGCCGAAGGUGGACGACUCGGAUGAAAAAGCCACAGAGCCGGUUAGGCCCGGGAGAAUCCGCGUAGCUAAGAUAGAAUCUUUGAGGGAAAAGCCGAUUGUCGACGUGUCGGAGCAGGAACCAAGGGAAGAGACGGAAGCCGAGCAGAGGGAGAAAGAGAUAGAGCAGCAGCAGCAUAAGGAACAGGAGGAGGGGUCCAGCAAGUCCCAGCAGCAAGUACAGAGCCGCAGGUCGCAUAGGCGUGGUAUCGGUCUGCAAAAUCACACGGGCUACGCGUGCCAGUACUGCACCUUCGUGGCUGCGACUGUCAUAAGUAUCAAUGCUCACAAUACUCGCGAGCACGCGAGCGGCAAGCCGCCGAUCAAGGAGGUGCCGGUCACCGAGUACGACUGCCAUCGUUGCGACUUCAAGUCCAAAUGUCGGAAAACGAUGCAGCUUCAUCUGAAGGGGCACGAGCACAAGGCCAACGACCAAGGUAUGUACAAUUGCAACAUGUGCGUCUACGAAACUAAUUCGAAGAUGGGUCUGCAGCGACACAUUUCCAUCAAGCAUAACAAGCCGAGGCGGGAGGCGGCCAAACUCGAUCCCAACGCCUCCCACAACUGCGACCAGUGCGAGUUCAAGUGCAUGAACGCCAAGCUCAUGGAGUGGCACAAAAAACAGCACAGUGCGCCUCCCAAUGCAGAAGAGGGCAGGGUUUACUUUUGCGACCACUGUGAUUUUUCCACCUGGGCCAAGAGCCAGCUUAACCAGCACAUAAAGCGAAAGCACAAGCCCGAUGAAAGUGGGAUCGAAGUUGUCGUCAAGAAACAGAAUGGCUUUCCUUGCGAGCACUGCGACUACGUGAGCAAGAACAAGCACUCGCUCAAGGUUCACUUUAUGCGCAAGCACUGCGAGGAGUACAACCACGAGUGCUUGACCUGCGGGAAAAAGUACAAGGUCAAGGCCGAUUUGACGAACCACAUACGUUUCCAGCACCGCGAGCAGGCAAUCAUUUGCGACGUGUGUGGCAAAGUGUGCAGAAACAGCAAUCUUUUGUACCUGCAUCAAAAAUUUGCCCACUACAAGCCCGACUUUGAGUGCCACAUAUGCCACAGGCGGAUGGUCAGCCAAGCCAAUCUCGACGAGCACGUCCUAAAGCAGCACGAGCAGAGGCAAGAGGCCACGUGCGACGAGUGUGGCAAGACUUUUACUAAAAAGGCACGGCUCAAGAUACACAAGAGGGUCCAUACGGGCGUCAAGCCACACUCUUGUAAAAUUUGCGGCAAGGCCUUUGGCCGGAGGAACGGUCUGAGACAGCACUUGCUCAUACACACCGGAAAGAGGCCUUACGAUUGCGACAUUUGUGGCAAAGCGUUCACGCAAAAGACAGGCUUGAUUAGUCACAGGAAAUCUCAUCCGGGGUCGCACCCGCCUCUGCCGAGAGUUACCAUUGAACACGUGCUCUCGACGCUUGACGACGACGAGGAGGAAGAAGGUUGAUUUUAAUCAGUAGAAUGAUUGAGUUUCCAAGCGAACUUAUUUCUUCAGCUAUCUGCUUCUUUUAGCAAUUUGUAUAGUUUUGUAAGCAGUUUUUAAAACAAAUAUCGUGAGCUCUGUUUUGAAUUUUAUUCUGUAUCCAGUACAUUUUUAAGUAUAAUGAAAAUUGUAAUGGUCCUUCAGAGUAAUGUACGCAUUGUAGUACCUAAUAAUGGUUCAAAACUAGGAAGCCCCGAUGAAAGUCGACAGAUAAUGUGGCAAUUAACCCCCUUAUGCAUGUAAAAUUGAAUACUCAUUUUUUCAGCGUUUAUACAUAAACAUCGCAUACAACCUCUAGAUCCAGUGAGAAAUCAUCCCUAAGAAUAAAAUAAUUUUCUCUUGUCCUAUGCAAUGAUUCAUAAGAACAAAAAAUUGAUUCUUAUUCGUUGAGUAUGUAACGAGUAACAAAUCGACAUAAGUAAAAAGGAAAAGAUUUCUUUUAGUUGGCAUAUAAUUGUUUUUUUGUCUGUCAUAUUUAUUAAAAACAUUUUUUACAAAUUCAAGCUUACAAUGAAAUGUGUCCAUUGGAAUAACUGUAACACCAUAGAUUUUAACAAACCGUGAAAAAGCUAUAGACAAGCUCGUACACAUUUUUGUAAAUUAUGUAGAAACAUGUGCAAAUAAAACAUUGUAACGAGUGUUGUCAAAAGUUUUACUCCUUCCUCGUAGGAGAUUUUAGUUUGAGUGAAAAUAGAAACUGUAUCCGUUUUGCUCGUGAAUCUGCUCGUUAUAGUGCGAUUUGACGAAAGUAUCUUUGAUGAUACUUUCACCAAAGACACGGCGCUGUAAACCGAUGGUGAA